Molecule: messenger RNA, 660 nt
Organism: Prunus avium (sweet cherry)
Lineage: Eukaryota; Viridiplantae; Streptophyta; Magnoliopsida; Rosales; Rosaceae
Product: heavy metal-associated isoprenylated plant protein 8-like
Molecular function (GO): metal ion binding
Source: RefSeq, a predicted model, not a curated record
AUGGCAGAGAGAAAUACUAACUCCGGCAAAGAAAUUGUGUUGAAAGUAUUAAUGCAUUGUGAAGGAUGCCAAAGUAAGGUUUCCAAUUGCCUGAGAGGUUUAGAAGGAGUUGAAGAGGUUGUAGUUGAUUAUCCAAAUCAUAAAGUGACUGUAAAGGGAAAAAAGGCAGACCCGUUAAAGGUUUUGGAGAGAGUACAAAAGAAGUGUAGUAGAAAUGCAGAGCUCAUAUCUCCAAAACCAAAACCAGAAAACAAAGACAAGAAGGAGCCAGAAAAGAAAGAAUCGCCUCAGGUGAAAGUUGUGGUGCUCAAAAUGUUGUUGCAUUGCCAAGGCUGUGCAAAUGAUGUUAAGAAAUACUUGGAGAGAAUGAAAGGUGUUCUAAAUGUAGAAGCAAAUAGGGAGAGCUCAAGGGUGACAGUGAGGGGAGUAGUUGAUCCACCAAAGCUGAUAGAAUUCAUAAAGAAAAAAUUAGGGAAGCAUGCUGAGGUUGUGAAGCAAGAACAAGGUGGAGGAGGGGAUAAAGGGCAAGGCAAAGACAAUAAGAAAGGCCCAGAAGCAGGGGAAUAUAUAUUCCAAUACCCUCCUCAAUAUUCAAAUCAACAUUUUUACCCUAAUCAAGCAUUUAGUGAUGAGAACCCUUUUGCAUGUUCCAUAAUGUAA